Messenger RNA from Schistosoma haematobium, 5233 nucleotides. RefSeq lists its product as uncharacterized. The record is from RefSeq and is a predicted model, not a curated record. Bases 162 to 3686 code for a protein of 1174 amino acids. The transcript is spliced from 8 exons. NCBI's taxonomy places the organism in Eukaryota, Metazoa, Platyhelminthes, Trematoda, Strigeidida, Schistosomatidae.
CUACUAGCCAGUCGCCUGACAAACGGGUUGAUACUCAACAUUUGACACCGCUAAUCGUAAACACUAAAUGUGUUGUUACAGUUAGUGGAUUCAAAAAAAACUUUGGAUUUGGAUUUACAACUAUUGGAAUUAUUAGCUAAUAUACUUAUUCUUAUUAUACAAUGACCACCUAUCUCGCAUGUAACAAUGAUAACCAAUACCCAAACUCAGAUGAUAAUAUUUUACAUGACAAUCAUCGAAGUAAUCAGUAUGAGAAUAAUAAUAAUUCCGAUCAGAUUUCUGCGGAUUUAAAUGGAAACAAACAAGGAAUAUCCUUAGAAAAAUCGAUUUUUAAAGAAUCACAUAAUACUAUGGAAAAGUCAUCAGAUGGUUGUAUAACAGAGCUUCAAAAUUCAUUACAACAUUACAAACCAUCUACAGGAAUGCAUCCAUUUGAUGAAUCUGAAAAUUAUCUUCGUGAUGAUAUACAGUCAUUAUUUCAACGUCACACUCAAAUUGUUCAACGACUAGAACAACUUGAUAAAGAGCUACUGACAUUGUUACAUGAAGAAUGGUCAAUUACUGGAAAUGUACCGUCAGACUAUGAAUCUUUAAGCAUGAAACUUGGUAUAUACAAUAAACCUGUAAAGAAUACAUCAUAUCCUUUAUCACAUGUACUAGUUCAUAAAGCAAGUACAGUCAGUAUGAAACAAGAAUAUUAUGAAUUUCUAAAGAAAAAGAAGAAAUAUUUAACUAUUGCUACUAAUAAACCAACAGAAAAUGCUUCAGUAGAAUUUGAAUCAACUAAAAUCAAUUCAGAAAUCGAUAAUUUUUCACUUCCAAAUGACGAAAUUAUCAAACGUCAUCAAAAUACAGCACAACGUUUAGUUGAAGCAUUUGGUCGUAGUAUUAGUACUGAAUUAUUGUUACCAAAUGAAAAGUUAUAUAACGUUAUUGAUUUAACUGAUAGAUGCUCUAAUUCAAAUACUUCUAUUCACGAUUAUAGUUCUGGGCAUUUAACUUUUGAUAAACGUCAAUAUUAUAAAUUUAAAACGGAUAUUCAUUUAACUCCAUCAGAUUAUCAUCACUUAAAUCAUGUAACAUCAAUAUCUGAUUACAGUUCAUUCCUAUCAGCUGACUAUUCACCAACAAUUUCUCUUCGAAGUGAUCACAGAUCAACUAAAAAUGGUAUGAAUAAUACUAAUAAUAAUCAAGAAAUAAUAUCCAAUUACCCUAGUAAUUUAUCAUCAAAUAUUAAUUGUCAUAAUCACUCUGACAAGAACAUUGAAUGUCUGGAAGAUGAAAAGUUUGAUAGUGAUUUAAGAUUGAAAAACUUGGUAACCGAAGAUUUAGUUGAAAAUAAUCAAGCUACACAAAUAGACAGUGAUGUUCACGAUGAAAAAGAGGAAGAUAUUGAUCGUGUAGCCUAUGAAAUUGAAUUACGACGACUUGAAGUUGAUUUUGCAGUUAUAUCACAAUUAUAUGCUGUGCAUAAACAAAGAGCAAAAGAGACGAAAUUUGAAUCAUAUAAAAUUGCAUAUAAAUCUAAUUCUAAAAAGUUGAAGGAUAUCACUCAACAAAUGAAUCAUAUAAAAAAUAUAUUAUUGUCAAAUCAGCAAUUGAAUAAAAAGCAGCCUGUUAUUUCAGUUGAGAGAAAAAUAAUACAAAACCAGUUUCUCAAGCGACGAAGAACAUGGAAUCCACUUAAACUUAGUUCUUCUAACUGGACUAUAGGGAGCGGUGCAUCACCUAGACGAUCAAAGCUUGAUGCAAUAAAAUUUCAUGAUAUCUCCACACCGGUUACACCUAAUACCACUACAAAAAUUCCAAACAAUUGUCUUGAACGUAAAAACAACAUUUUUACAGGUGCCCCUCAGUCAACAAAUGUGGGAAGACGGAUACAACAUACUCUCCCACGUCAUAGUAAGCUCUGCUAUGAAGAAUCUUUCAAGUGUGAGAAAUUGGUUGCAGAAUGUCCAGUAAAACAAGUUAUUGAUGAAUACUUUCAUCCAGAUCCUCUUACUACAAUGAAUGCAACACCAAUUAAGCAAGAUAUAACAACUGAAUCUAAAUCCACCUCAUCUAAUUCAGUUUUAUAUCCUGUAGAAACUAGAUAUGUUACUGCUUUGAACAAAAGUUUCCAUCAUCCUUCUGAUUCCAAUACUACCAAUCCUCCGACAUUAACCAGCGCUGUCGUUCAACAUAAACUAACAUCUCCAGAUCGUACUGUACAUAAAACGGUUGUUCAUGAUCGACGUCGAAAAUAUGUUAAAACAUCCAAACGUUCACAUUCAUUAUCAUCAGAACUCUUCAUUGUUUCUGUUGAUGAUACAUGCAAUCUUCCACAUAGUCUACUGAACAAAAUUGCUCGAGUUCGCUCUCUUCCACAAUUCAACAAUAAUCAAAAUUGUUCCAGUGAAUACAUGGAUAAUACAAAAAAGAAAACAGUCCAUGAAAGUUAUUCAGUUGAUGGGAAACUUAAAAAUCUUAAACGUCAACCACUAAGUGUAACGACACAGUCAUCAGGUAUUGGUUUCAACAAUUCAUCUGCUUCUGUUGAAUACACUGACAUACUUGGAUCACCUAACUUGAAUUGUGUUAAAUGCAUACCUAAAAAGACUACCUCAUCAAAUACAUCCUCGUCCAACUGGUCGACUUCAGGUUGUUCAUGUUUAUCUUCACAGACAAACAAUUCGUCUCCAUAUGAAGAAAGGGUUUUAAGAAUAAAUGAGGAAUUACAUGAUGAGGAAAAACAAAAAUCAAAACCCAAAACAACCGGCUCUGAUGAAUAUUCUAAUACACCAGCAGAAAUUUGUUUAGAAGAAACAAUUGAAAACAAGGUUAUACUAAGACAUAUUGACAAAAGAGGAAGAAGAGUGCCUACUACUCUCAUAGAAAAUAUUAAUACACUACCUUUUGGAAUAGCAGUUUCUGCCAGAUGUAUAUGCAGCUGCUUCUCGGAACAUGGUCAUCUUAUAGCUACUUCUGAGUCCCAUAUUUGUCAAUGUUGUCAUUCAAAUAACCUUACCAACAUAGAUACAUCAACAACACUCAAUAAAUCUGACUUUAGGACUAUCAACAAUCUCUCUACAGCACAUGAUGAGGGUAAAAUAGCGUCUCUGCCAUCUUCCAUAUGUUAUAGUGAAGAAACACGAUCAGUCAAUACAUCUGAUGAUGGACUUCAUUCAAAGACCCAUUUAAACUGUUAUUCGUUGCAAACUCCAAAAAGUCAUGAUAAAAGUCAGGAGAACGAAGAACGUCUUAUUUCGCAAACUCCUAAUAAUAACCCGGCUACACUUGUGAAUUCCAGAAGUGCUCUUAAAGGUCGGUUAAGUUUAAAACCAUUUUCUUUAUUAAGACGUGCUGUUUCAAAAGUUACAACAAAUUCAGGACGUCGUUCACUUAAUGCAAACACACCUUUCACAAUAAAUAGAAAAAAGUGUAUUACUAGCCCAGCAAUAUUACCAUCUCUUGCCACAGAAAGACUAAAGGAGAUAAACACUAGUAGUCUCACAAAUGAUAAUACUGAUAUUUGUAGAAGACCUAAAUGUUCAUUUAUUGAGACUCGUGAUCCCUUAAGAUACCAAUCAAAUUCUAGUAUUUAUACCACAACAAAUAAUAGCAAUGUACGUCAUUUUACAUGGGCCAAAAAACUUCGACAUUCAAUACGUCCAUCACAUGUGCUAUCAAAUAAAUGUGUAAACUAAUUUCUAGAAUACUUAAUAUUUUACACCAAGUGUGUACAUACUACUUUGUCUUACCUGUGAUCUGAUGUUUAGAUUAACUAUUACUAUAAUUAUGACAGUAGCUGAAACGUGAUCAUUUAGAUUGUUAACAGAUUUACUUUGUCAUAUGCAGUAAAAUUGCAUGUAAUUGUUUCUUUUUUUGUAAAUUGAUUACUUAUCUGCAUAUAAUGUCCCAACUGUACAUACAAAAAAUAUGGACAAAAUUGAAUAUCUCUUUUGAGAAUCGUUUAUUGGUGUAUGUAGAAUUAUUAUAUAACAAAAAAUGAUAUGGAUAGGUUGCAUUCUACUUUUAAAGAAAAAACCAUAGAGAAUUGAUUUAAUUUAAUCAACCUGACAAUUCUUUUUAUAUUUUGAUUUCUUUUCUAUUUCUUUAUUGAAUAAAUAAACAAAAGUUGUUCAUGAUUCAAAUGAUGAGUCUUUUCUUUGUUUUGCUUUAAAGUAUAAUAAUGUAUUGUCCCAUUGAAACAGGUUGAUCGUACAUAAUCGAUCAAGUGUAAAUAUUUAGAUAACAAACUGUCAGUAUUUCGAUGUUUGUUUUCUAAAUGGUGAUGUUGAUAAUGAAUUCUUGAUACCAUUUACGUUGAACUAUAAGAUAACAGCUUCUCUCUACUAAAUUUAUCUGGAUUCCCCGACUAAACACAAAUUACACACCCGAGUUGGCGUCUAUUUUCCUGGUCAUAUGUGCUAUAAUGUAAUGAUCAGACUUCAAUUCAAAUGCAGUUAUUAUUCGUUUAUCGGACUUUAUAUGCUCAAGAAAUGUGUUGUCAUCAGCGACUAGAGUUUAGAAGAAGAGAUCAAAAUGAUUUCUAGUGAGGUCCAGUAUAGACUUGAAUGAAAAAUUCUUAAGUAUUUGCUCCUAGUUAUGUUUCGCUUUUGUACGUUCUAUUCAAAAUAGCAGUGUAUUAAAACAGGAACAAAGUUGUUGGUAACUUUUGAAAAAUUAAUAUUUUGAUUUAUUUAGUUACUAAGGCCUAAACGAACAUCAUUUUUGGUUGUCUGCGCCCAAUUCAUAUCAUGUAUAUUUAUUAUGUGUUAACGCGAUUAUUUGUGAUGAUUGUUCAUGACCUAUAUAAGUUAUAUAAUAUUACUACUUCAAAAAAUCAAUAAGCUUGUAUGUAGUGUAUAUAUCAAACUAAUUACGUAAUUGCUAAUACCAGAUAUUAACUUUUUGCAAACAACGAUGGCCAUUUUCAAAGUUUACAGCAAAAUGCCAGACAGGUAUGAUGUAAUAUCACUUUGAAACUAGUCAGUUACGAUAAAAUUGCAUGCACUAAAGUUAACCCGUAAUGCUUACUACUAACUCUGAGCUAAAUUUAUUAAUCGGGUUCAUUAACUGUUCAACUACAUAUCGAUUAUUUCAUAUUAGUGCUGAAAUUAACCAUAAUAUUUUAACGAAUGGAUCUAGAGGUUAAGCGUUCGCGCUCAAGACCGAUUGGUCCUGGGUUCGAAUCUUGUGGGGCGGCGUGGUCAUGGAUGCGUAGUGUUGAGAAUUCCCAUACUAGGAACCG